This is a messenger RNA of Oryzias melastigma (Indian medaka), 1392 nucleotides long. RefSeq names its product cell division cycle 42, like (gene cdc42l). The coding region runs from base 129 to 704 and encodes 191 amino acids. The transcript is spliced from 6 exons. Gene Ontology annotation, cellular component: dendritic spine. Gene Ontology annotation, biological process: small GTPase-mediated signal transduction; modification of synaptic structure. Gene Ontology annotation, molecular function: GTPase activity; GTP binding. NCBI's taxonomy places the organism in Eukaryota, Metazoa, Chordata, Actinopteri, Beloniformes, Adrianichthyidae. The record is from RefSeq and is a predicted model, not a curated record.
CAGGGGGCAGUGUGUCAGUUCCUCUGGUUUCUCUUCCUCGUGUGGUCGUGUAUUGUGCGCAUGCGCAAGGAAUACAUUAGCCCUCAAAUCCGGAUGUAACCAACGCCUAACCUGUCGGAAGAAAAAGGAUGCAGACUAUAAAAUGCGUAGUGGUAGGAGACGGUGCAGUAGGAAAGACCUGCUUACUGAUCUCCUACACAACCAACAAGUUCCCCUCAGAAUAUGUGCCAACAGUUUUUGACAAUUAUGCAGUGACAGUGAUGAUUGGGGGAGAGCCAUACACCCUUGGCCUUUUUGACACAGCAGGUCAGGAGGAUUAUGACAGGCUGCGUCCUCUCAGUUACCCACAAACAGACGUCUUCCUUGUAUGUUUCUCUGUCGUCUCCCCAUCAUCGUUUGAAAAUGUCAAAGAGAAGUGGGUCCCUGAGAUUUCACAUCACUGCCCAAGCACACCUUUCCUUUUGGUGGGGACCCAAGUAGACCUGCGGGAAGACAGCAACACUAUUGAGAAGCUGGCGAAAAACAAACAGCGGCCCCUCCACCCAGAGAGCGGUGAUAAGUUGGCACGUGAGCUCAGGGCUGUCAAAUAUGUGGAAUGCUCCGCUCUCACACAGCGAGGACUUAAGAAUGUCUUUGAUGAGGCCAUACUGGCAGCUCUGGAACCUCCUGAAACCAAAACGAAGAAGAAAUGUCUUCUUCUAUAGAGAAAAGCCAACACUGGAAGAUAUUAUAACGGGUGGGGAAAUUGGUCUCAAAGAUAAACGUCUGUUUUAAUGGGGAAGCAAGAAAGGACAAAACCAAACUAGGCUGGAGAUGCCAAUGAUUUUAUUUUAAAUUGUGCCUUCAAAAAAAAAAAUGAAAAAAAAAAAUCCAAAGGUGCAAAUAUUCCACCAUGCAGUAAGUGCCACAAAUCUCCUUUUGUGAAAGCUUUUAGAAACAUAUUUUAAGUGGUACUCUAUUUGCUUUCUAUUUUUAGCCCUUUGUUUAAAUAAUGAUUUAAUAUCACUCCAAACAAAUAUAACUGUUUGUCAUGGCUACUAUCCACCAACUCCCUUUGACUUUUUCGAAGGCUUGGUGUGUUUUAUCAGCUUUACUUCCAUCAGGUGAUUUAUACAUUUUUAGUUUUAUUUUUUUAUAUGUAUUAUAUGAAUUAAGUAAUGUGUUUUUUUGGGAAAUUUUAGCAUUUAAAAAUUUGUUUUAUUUUGAAACUUGAAUUUUUGCCUAAUCGAGAUGAUGUUUUAUUUUAUUGUUUAGAAAAAAAACAAUGAAUUUAAUAUCAAUUUCUGGUAUAUUUGAUUUAUUUUUAAUCAGGAUAAAGAUUUUUACCUUUUUCUAGUGAAAUUCUGGGUGUUUGUAAUCGCAGGAAUUUUUAAUAAAUUGGUUUUCCAAAAA